AUGUCGGCGGAUUUCUGGGGCAAACCACGAAUUCCGGGUUCUUUGAAAGGUACGGGCUCGGCAGGGUCGUGGCUUGACGCUGCAUUUCCUGACUCUCCUAUAUCGUUGUCGUUUGAAUCCCUGAAAACCUUACUGCUGAAGCAUCUACAGCCGGCUAAUUUCGAAGCUGCUGAACGAGCCAAAUUCCAGUCACUCACACGUGGUGGAAGCCAACCUGUAUAUAACUUUAUUGUUCAACUUCAGACUCAAGCAUCUCGUUGCAACUUCGGAGAUCAUUUGCAAACCCAGUUACGUGAUCGAAUAAUUGCCGGCAUUAAUUGCCCGGAAUUACAGCAAAAGCUCCUGCUCAUGCACGAUUGCACAUUUCAGUCGGCUAAGAAAGUCUGUGAACAGUACCAAGACGUCGGAGCCAUUAUCUGCGAUGAACCCAACUUGUUGUUAAAUGCCAGCAAUUCCAAACAGUCACCAUCCCGGCGAAAGCGGCUUUUCGAAAAGGGCUCGAAAACACCAAGCAACAUCAGUUCUCCGGCCCACAAUCCUGUAGAUUUCAAAAUACCAAGUGUCACAAUUGUGAGGAAUUACAUCCCAGUACAAAUGUCGAAAACAGUACAGAAGAACCCAGAGUAUCUGAAAGAUUACUCAACAAAGCCCAACGUGAUUACAGAAGACCGGAGCUUCGUUCAAGCUGCGGCGGAUGUGGUGGUUGCUCAUGAACUAUGA
Molecule: messenger RNA, 720 nt
Organism: Echinostoma caproni
Lineage: Eukaryota; Metazoa; Platyhelminthes; Trematoda; Plagiorchiida; Echinostomatidae
Source: the annotation of a GenBank genome assembly